Messenger RNA from Odobenus rosmarus divergens (Pacific walrus), 1593 nucleotides. RefSeq names its product charged multivesicular body protein 4C (gene CHMP4C). Lineage: Eukaryota; Metazoa; Chordata; Mammalia; Carnivora; Odobenidae. The record is from RefSeq and is a predicted model, not a curated record. The transcript is spliced from 5 exons. Gene Ontology annotation, cellular component: ESCRT III complex; cytoplasmic side of plasma membrane; multivesicular body. Bases 3 to 713 code for a protein of 236 amino acids. Gene Ontology annotation, biological process: late endosome to vacuole transport via multivesicular body sorting pathway; vesicle budding from membrane.
CCAUGAGCAAGUUGGGCAAGUUCUUUAAAGGGGGAGGCUCUUCUAAAAGCCGAGCUGCUCCAAGCCCCCAGGAGGCCCUGGCCCGACUUCGGGAGACCGAGGAGAUGCUGAGCAAGAAACAAGAGUACCUGGAAAAUCGAAUCCAGAGGGAACUCGCCCUGGCCAAGAAGCACGGCACGCAGAAUAAGCGAGCUGCAUUGCAGGCACUAAAGAGAAAGAAGAGGUUUGAGAAGCAGCUCACUCAGAUUGAUGGCACACUUUCUACCAUUGAGUUCCAGAGAGAAGCCCUGGAAAAUUCACACACCAACACUGAGGUGUUAAGAAACAUGGGCUUUGCGGCAAAAGCGAUGAAAGCGGUUCAUGAAAACAUGGAUCUGAACAAAAUAGAUGAUUUGAUGCAAGAGAUCACAGAGCAGCAGGAUAUUGCCCAAGAAAUCUCAGAAGCCUUUUCUCAGCGGGUUGGAUUUGGUGAUGACUUUGAUGAGGAUGAGUUGAUGGCAGAACUUGAAGAAUUGGAGCAGGAAGAAUUAAAUAAGAAGAUGACAAAUAUCCGGCUUCCAAAUGUGCCUUCUUCCUCCCUCCCAGCACAGCCGGAUAGAAUGCCAGGGAGAAUGUCAGGCGCGUCCUCCGCUGCACAUCGAUCCCGAGCAGCAUCUUCCAGGAGGGCAGAAGAGGAUGAUGAUAUCAAACAAUUGGCAGCUUGGGCUACUUAAACUGAAAUGGAAUUCAUUGACACCUAAAUCAGUGAGCUGUACAUAAUACAUAAAAAAAUGUUUUUGCCAUGUUCAGAAGUUAACAAAGACCCUGUUUUAUAUUUGCACUGGAUGAGUAAUUGUCUUUUAAGCCUUAUAAAUAAAAGUUAUAAAGAAUCAUGUGUAGACAUCCAGUCAGGGAUGGAAAGGGACUUUCUGCUAGCAUCUUGGAGGAUCUCCCCAUGCUGAUGGGAUGGGGCAUUCUAUCUUGUCAUAUGCUACUGUAUUUCCAGUCCCGGCACAUAGUAGGUGCUCUCUAUACAUUUGUUGAAAGAAAAUGGAUUUCUAUUAACAUAUAAAACAUGUAACAGUUUAUAAGCCGUGUAAAAGUGAUGUGUUGAUAGCUAGAGAAAAUAACUUUCUUUUCUAAGUGAAUGCAAGUUGGUUGUGUGUAUCUGUUGGAACAUAUCUAUCCCAUGGUAAAUGCAAAUACACCAUGUCUCUUGUAGGAGAGACUUCAUGUAGGGAAGUCUUGUGUGAGUCUAUACAUAAGUAGUUUCACUUGAGUUUUGCAGUUUAAAAUCUUACAGGAGCUUUAAUUGACAUUUAUUAUGGCAAUGAAGCUUGGAAUGGGGCAAUGGAUGCAUUUCCCAAAAUGUUUGAAAGCACUAACAGCUUACACUGCUGAGCGAGGAUCUCCUGGGUAUAAUUUAGCCACUUAGGAAGCCAUGUUAACACUCCCAGGCCAUCAUGAUGCUGUUGUGGCUUCAGUGUGCUGAAUGUGUGAAUGUUCAUGUUUUUUCUAUUCUGUGCUUUCUUGUACAUUUAGUUACCCUUUAUGGCAUAUUCCUUGUAAAUACAUAAAAAUAGAGGCAAUUAAAAGUAUAUCAUGAAUAAAAUU